Messenger RNA from Talaromyces proteolyticus, 783 nucleotides. Its product is annotated as putative short-chain dehydrogenase. The record is from RefSeq and is a predicted model, not a curated record. Gene Ontology annotation, molecular function: oxidoreductase activity. Lineage: Eukaryota; Fungi; Ascomycota; Eurotiomycetes; Eurotiales; Trichocomaceae. The coding region runs from base 1 to 783 and encodes 260 amino acids. The transcript is spliced from 2 exons.
AUGUCACCCGACACUCUUUCCCUCGACGGAAAAGUUGCCAUUGUCACUGGAUCCGGCCGUGAAACCGGUAUUGGAGCAGGUAUAGCUUCGGCUCUCGCUCGGAAUGGUGCAUGGGUGGUCAUCAACCACGUCUCGGACGCAAGCGCCACACGGGCUGCAGCCGUUGCGAAGAAGAUAAUCGACGCUGGAGGAAAGGCAGUUGUGGUGCAGGCUGAUGUAUCGACUCAAGAGGGCGCAAAGGGACUCGUGCAACAAACACUUGAGAAAUUCCAGGUUCAACACGUUGACAUUCUCGUGAACAAUGCAGCCGCUGGCCAGCCCGAGCCAUUCCUUACUGCGACUUCGUCCUCCAUUGAAACGAUUUUCAAGUCCGUCGUCUUUGCUCCUAUUUACCUAAUUCAAUCUGUCAUUCCUCAUAUGCCCCGCGGUGGCCGUAUUGUGAACACUGGGAGCAUCGCUUCGAAAUUAGGUUUUAGUCCCGUUGCAAUAUAUGGGGCUGCCAAGGCAGCUGUUGAUGCUUUGACAUUCUCAAUGGCCAUGGAGUUAGGCCGUGGGUAUGCAGUGACUAUCAACACCGUAAUGCCGGGUCCUGUCGAUACAGACGCGCUACCGAAAGCGGUUUCAGACAGGAUACACAGUGCUCUAGUCCCCAUGACUAAGGCGGAGGAGAGAGUCGGAACAGUUGACGAUAUUGCGGAUGCAGUGUUAUUAAUCUGCUCUGAGAAGAGUAGGUGGGUAACUGGGCAGGUUAUUAGUGUCAGUGGAGGAAUCACCGGAGGCUGA